AUGGCCGGGUUUAUCUCGGGUCACUCAACCAAUGAAAAGCGUCUCUUCAUCGGCAAGUGCAAUGAGCAAUUAAGCUUCCAGCAGCCAGAAGCUACCUGA
Molecule: messenger RNA, 99 nt
Organism: Fusarium verticillioides 7600
Lineage: Eukaryota; Fungi; Ascomycota; Sordariomycetes; Hypocreales; Nectriaceae
Exons: 1
Coding region: 1-99 (32 amino acids)
Source: RefSeq, a predicted model, not a curated record